This is a messenger RNA of Truncatella angustata, 1185 nucleotides long. RefSeq names its product chalcone-flavanone isomerase-domain-containing protein. The record is from RefSeq and is a predicted model, not a curated record. The transcript has a single exon. The coding region runs from base 1 to 1185 and encodes 394 amino acids. Gene Ontology annotation, molecular function: intramolecular lyase activity. Lineage: Eukaryota; Fungi; Ascomycota; Sordariomycetes; Amphisphaeriales; Sporocadaceae.
AUGAUGAAGCUAUCACGCCCUUUCGUCCAUCCGGACGCUCUCGUGCGCUCCUUACGCCAGACGCCUCGCCCCAGUCUACAGCGACUCCCACAAUGCCUCAAUGCCCCCCACCAGACACGAACCUUUGUUCGCCGCCAACAGAGGACGUCGCACCGCGCAUUUGAAACCUUGAACCUCGAUCGCAUGCGCACCGAUUCAUACUCUUACCACGUCAAGCGGCAACGAUUCCUUGCAGCUGGCGCCGUUGCUGGCGUGUUGGCGUUUACUUACACCGCGUACCUGCUGUGGAAGGAGGUCUCCAAGCCCGCAAAGUUCGAUUCAGGACUUCCCAGCAAUGUCGACCCCUUCAAUACCGAGGCUGGCAGCAAGCGCAAGACCGUCGUGCAUGAUAGCGAGGGCAGGGAAAUGGUUCCUACGGGCAACAAGACAGUCGAAUGGUUCCCCCGCCUACUGAACUUGGAUACAGGUGCUGCCGAUGGGCAGGAAGCCAAGAAUGGAGUCGAGUACACACUUGUUGGUUUGGGUACGAGGACUGUCACUUUCCUCGGCUUCGAGGUCUACGUUGUCGGGUACUAUAUCGCAACGCCCGACAUUGCGGCUAUCCAACGUAAACUUGUCAAGGAGAUCCACCCAAUUGCCACAACGCUGGUGCCCAGCGAACGCGAUGAGCUGAAGAGGAAGUUACUGGAUCCCGUGGAAGGCGAAAGGCUGUGGCUCGACAUUCUUGGAGACGUCAAGCCAAGAAGUGCCAUGAGAAUUGUCCCCGUCAGGAAUACAGAUUUUCCUCAUUUGCGUGACGGCUUUGUGCGGGCUAUCACGGCCCGGUCGCAAGCUCACAAGGAAGAGUACAAUGACGAACUAUUCGGUUCGGCCAUGGCGGAAUUCAGGACAUUAUUCAACCGAGGCAAGGUCCCCGCCAAGGGAGAGUUGAUUUUGGUUCGCGACGAGAGGGGUGUCUUGACGAUCUUGUACGAUGAAGGAAAGCAGCAGAAGCAGAAGACCGAGGACGAAAAGGUCCUCGGCACCCUCGGCCGAGUUGCCGAUGAACGUGUCAGCCGCGCACUGUGGAUGAACUACCUCGGAGGCAAGGCGGUAGCAAGUGAGCCUGCCAGAAAUAACAUCGUUGAGGGUAUUAUGGAGUUCGUCGAGAGGCCUGUGGGCACUGUCGCCGCACAGGUUGUGUAA